Molecule: messenger RNA, 1994 nt
Organism: Equus quagga
Lineage: Eukaryota; Metazoa; Chordata; Mammalia; Perissodactyla; Equidae
Gene: PRPSAP1
Product: phosphoribosyl pyrophosphate synthetase associated protein 1
Exons: 10
Coding region: 228-1385 (385 amino acids)
Biological process (GO): 5-phosphoribose 1-diphosphate biosynthetic process; purine nucleotide biosynthetic process
Cellular component (GO): ribose phosphate diphosphokinase complex; cytoplasm
Molecular function (GO): magnesium ion binding; ribose phosphate diphosphokinase activity
Source: RefSeq, a predicted model, not a curated record
CGAGGGGGCGGUGGCCUGGUCGCUGGUUCUGAGGCGGCUGCGGCGCGGGUCCGGCGGCACAGAUCCGUGGUUUGGGUCCGAGAGGGCGAGGUCUCAGGGCUUUCCGCUCCUGCGCCGGGCGGCUCGACACCCUGCCCGCAGGAUCCCCGAGCCUCGCGGCCGCUCAGUCGUAACCGCGCCCGGUGCAGCCCCGCGCGGGCCGGCUGUAACCGCGCCUCGGGCGGACGAUGCCCAAGAAGCUGCUGCUGCUGCCCCCGCUGUCGGCGUCCUCGGCUUUCCGCGCCCCGCGAGCCCGCCCCGCCGCCCGCCCGGCCAUGAACGCCGCCCGCACCGGCUACCGAGUCUUCUCGGCCAACUCCACGGCCGCCUGCACCGAGCUGGCCAAGCGCAUCACCGAGCGGCUCGGUGCUGAAUUGGGGAAGUCUGUGGUAUAUCAAGAGACCAAUGGAGAAACAAGAGUUGAAAUAAAAGAAUCUGUUCGUGGCCAAGAUAUUUUCAUUAUACAGACAAUACCCAGAGAUGUGAAUACAGCUGUGAUGGAGUUACUGAUCAUGGCUUACGCUCUGAAGACUGCCUGCGCCAGGAAUAUUAUCGGAGUCAUCCCUUAUUUCCCCUACAGCAAGCAAAGCAAGAUGAGGAAGAGGGGUUCCAUUGUGUGCAAGCUCCUAGCUUCGAUGCUGGCGAAAGCAGGUUUAACUCACAUUAUCACUAUGGAUCUUCAUCAAAAGGAAAUACAAGGCUUUUUCAGCUUUCCCGUGGACAACCUUAGAGCCUCACCUUUCCUGCUUCAGUAUAUCCAGGAAGAAAUUCCAAAUUAUAGAAAUGCAGUCAUUGUAGCUAAGUCUCCUGAUGCUGCAAAAAGGGCCCAGUCGUAUGCUGAGAGACUGCGUCUGGGCUUAGCUGUAAUCCACGGAGAAGCUCAGUGUACAGAGCUCGACAUGGAUGAUGGUCGUCAUUCUCCCCCAAUGGUCAAAAAUGCCACUGUCCACCCUGGCCUGGAAUUGCCAUUGAUGAUGGCCAAAGAGAAGCCGCCAAUAACGGUAGUCGGAGACGUUGGAGGGCGCAUCGCCAUCAUUGUGGACGACAUCAUUGAUGACGUGGAAAGUUUUGUUGCUGCCGCAGAGAUCCUGAAAGAGAGGGGAGCCUACAAGAUCUAUGUCAUGGCCACGCACGGCAUCCUGUCUGCAGAGGCGCCCCGCCUGAUCGAGGAGUCCACCAUUGACGAGGUGGUGGUGACGAAUACUGUCCCUCAUGAGGUGCAGAAGCUGCAGUGUCCCAAGAUAAAGACUGUGGACAUCAGUUUGAUUCUUUCUGAAGCAAUUCGGAGAAUCCACAAUGGGGAGUCCAUGGCGUACCUUUUCCGGAACAUCACGGUGGAUGACUAGCUUUCGUGGCUGCCUCGACCCUGGAGCUCCUAAGGGAAAGGUGGAAAGCCGUGCCGCCACUUAUGUACAGUGUUUCCUUUCAAGGGAGGACUGGAAAUGUCUGGAGUCAGAUAGUCUCUCUCACCAAGUUUGGUAGGUAGGAGGCAUUACAUUAAGAUAGUCAAAAGGAAGACAGAGCUAACAGGUAAAUGGCCUUAAAUGUUUACUGUUGUCACCCUGUUCCUUAAACAAAAGUUACAGACACCUUCCUGAAAAGAAUCUGAAAAUCUUACUGAUAUUGAAAAGGAGUUCAAGGUAGAUAAGGUCUUAACUCGCUAAUGUUCAUUGAGUUGUUUCAGCCGCAGGGAGGCGUACGUGUUGAUGUUGAACGUGGGUAGGGAAGCUGCGUGCCCGGGAACUGUUUCCAUUCUGAUUGUCCUUCCCAAUCAACUUCAUGGAAAUCUUUUGCAGAGAAUCAUAUUUUCUUUGAGAAAUUGCUGUGCCUACAGCCAUUGAACAAUGAAACUUUUGUGGUGUUAUUCCUGGUAAGGGUGUCAGAUUAGAGAAUAACAUACUGUCUCUGGAUAUCUGUGUUGCUCUUAAAUUGCAAAUAAAAGAAUUUGUUGUCUU